Lachancea meyersii CBS 8951 is the source of this 2931-nucleotide messenger RNA. The record is from the annotation of a GenBank genome assembly. NCBI's taxonomy places the organism in Eukaryota, Fungi, Ascomycota, Saccharomycetes, Saccharomycetales, Saccharomycetaceae.
AUGCUGUCUCGUGCCGUGAAAAGAGGCUCUCUGAGACGCUUUUACGCUCCUCGUCUCCGGUCGGUCACUCUAAUAUCGCCUUCAACUGUCUCCGCUGCUGCUUCCCAGUCGCUGUAUCACACCCUUUCCGGGACAAAGAUUGCCAAGAGCAUUAGAGAUGAGGCGUUCCAGAAAAUUGAGCAAAUCAAGGCCAAGAUCCCAGCCUUCAACCCUACUUUGAAGAUUUUUCAAGUUGGCGCUAGACCUGAUUCCUCGGCUUAUGUUCGCAUGAAACUGAAGGCUUCCAAAGAGAGCGGUGUUCACUGCGACGUAGAGAAACUACCGGAAAACAUCACCGAAGCAGAGCUGCUGAACAAGAUCGAGGCUGUUAACCAGAACGACGCGAUCCACGGCCUUCUCAUUCAAUUGCCCUUGCCUAAGCAUUUGGACGAAACCAGAAUCACUAAUUCCGCGCUUGCCACCAAAGACGUGGACGGUUUCCACCGCUACAAUGCUGGAGAACUUUCCAAGAAAGGCGGAGAGCCUAUGUUCAUCCCCUGCACUCCUAACGGAUGCAUCAGGCUGCUGAAAGAGGCCGGCGUCAAUAUCAGAGGCAAAAACGCAGUUGUUUUGGGCCGUUCCGACAUCGUCGGUACCCCCGUUUCGUCUUUGCUGAAAAACUUAGACGCUACUGUUACCGUUUGCCACAGUCACACCGCUAACCUGCCCGAAAUUCUCUCGCAGGCUGACAUUGUGGUUGCCGCUUGUGGCAGAGCCAACUACGUCAAAGGAGAAUGGCUUAAGGAAGGCGUUGUUGUCAUUGAUGUCGGUAUCAACUACAUCCCAGACUCGUCCAAAAAAUCCGGUCAGAAGCUUGUGGGUGACGUCGACUACGAAUCUGCCAAGACCAAAGCGUCCUUUAUCACCCCCGUGCCUGGUGGAGUAGGUCCCAUGACUGUUGCCAUGUUGGUCCAAAAUGUACUACUUGCUGCCGAAAGACAACUCGCCGAGUCCAAUAAGAUGCCAGCAAUUUCACCAUUGUCGCUAAAACUUCAGGAUCCAGUUCCUUCGGAUAUUGCCAUCUCUAGGGCCCAAACUCCAAAACCCAUAAGCACAGUGGCUUCCGAACUGGGAAUCCAUACAAGCGAGCUUGAGCUCUUCGGACACUACAAGGCUAAAGUCUCUCCUGCAAUUUUGGAUCGCUUGAAAGAGCGUGAGAAUGGUAAAUAUGUGUUGGUUGCCGGUAUUACGCCUACGCCAUUGGGAGAAGGAAAAUCUACUACAACCAUGGGGAUUGUGCAAGCCCUGACGGCCCACUUAGGCAAACCAUCGGUCGCUAACGUUCGUCAACCCUCCAUGGGCCCUACUUUUGGCGUUAAGGGUGGUGCCGCUGGCGGCGGUUAUGCUCAGGUCAUUCCUAUGGAUGAAUUUAACAUGCACCUGACUGGUGACAUUCAUGCCAUUUCUGCGGCAAACAAUCUUCUGGCUGCUGCCAUCGACACUCGUAUGUUCCACGAGACCACUCAAAAGAAGGAUACUACCUUCUACAAUAGAUUAGUGCCAAAGAAGAAGGGCAAGCGCGUGUUCACUAAAUCCAUGCUAAAGCGCCUCGAGAAACUUGGUAUCACCAAGACAAACCCAGAUGACUUGACCCCCGAAGAGGUGAACAAGUUUGCUCGUCUGGACAUCAACCCCGAUACUAUCACUAUAAAGAGAGUCGUCGACGUCAAUGAUCGUAUGUUGCGUCAAAUUACGAUCGGCCAGGCUACAACCGAGAAAGGUUUCUCCAGAUCUACCGGAUUUGAUAUCACAGUAGCAUCAGAACUUAUGGCCAUCCUUGCCUUAUCUAGGGAUUUGAAGGACAUGAGGCAAAGAGUUGGCCGCAUUGUCGUCGGUGCGAACUCAGAGGGCGAACCCGUAACUGUUGAGGACGUUGGAUGCGCAGGCGCAGUCACUGCGCUCUUGAAGGACGCUAUCAAACCAAACUUGAUGCAAUCCUUGGAAGGUACUCCCGUCAUGGUACAUGCAGGCCCCUUUGCCAAUAUCUCAAUUGGUGCUUCCUCCGUAAUCGCCGAUAGAGUUGCUUUGAAAUUGAUGGGCAAACCAAAGAACAGUGGCCGUGAGGUCGAAAGCGGUUAUGUGGUCACAGAAGCAGGAUUCGACUUCACGAUGGGUGGCGAGCGGUUCUUCAACAUCAAGUGCCGCUCCUCCGGACUGACUCCAAAUGCCGUGGUAUUGGUCGCAACAGUUAGAGCUUUGAAGCUGCAUGGUGGUGCUCCUGAUGUUAAACCAGGCCAAUCUUUGCCUGCAGAGUACACAGAAGAGAAUGUUGAACUUGUUGCCAAGGGAGUCGCAAACUUGUGCAAGCAAAUUUCGAAUGCUAAGCAGUUUGGCGUCCCUGUUGUUGUCGCCAUCAACAAAUUCGAAUCCGACACAGACGCUGAGGUUGAAACGAUAAAAAAAGCUGCCAAAGAAGCCGGUGCAUACGAUGCAGUUGCCACCAACCACUGGGCCGAAGGUGGUCAAGGUGCAAUUGAGCUAGCAGAAGCUGUUGUCAAGGCCAGUGAGCAGCCUGCCGACUUCAAGUUUCUAUAUGACAUUGAUCAAUCCGUGGAGGACAAGCUGACUUCGAUUGUUCAAAAAAUGUACGGUGGUGCCGAAGUCGAAAUCUCACCUUUGGCUCAACAAAAGAUUGACAUGUACAAACAGCAAGGAUUUGGCAAUUUGCCUAUUUGCAUUGCGAAAACGCAGUACUCUCUCUCGCACGACGCCUCAUUGAAGAACGUUCCUACGGGCUUCAAAUUUCCAAUCAGAGACGUGAGGGCGUCAAUUGGUGCUGGCUACUUGUACGCAUUGGCGGCCGAAAUCCAAACCAUCCCAGGACUGUCGACUUACGCAGGCUACAUGAAUGUGGAGGUGGACGAAGAUGGGGAGAUCGAGGGUCUCUUCUGA